GCUGCGCUCCGCUCCAGUCUAAGCUUCUCCAAAUAGGAUGACCGUCGGCUUUUGUGGAGGAGGACAGCGUACGCCUCUCUAGCUCGUUCUGGGACACCCCUAUUUCGGUCCGUCUCACCUGAGGAAAAAAAACCUCAGAAAGUAGAACAUCGCUUCUGUGUUUAGUGUGGAUUUCUCAUGGAUAUUCCGAAUUAAAGAGGUGCGAAUUGAGCGCGGCAUGUAACAAAAAGAAGCGCAAGAGAAAAGUAGCGCUCGUCCUGUUAUUCUGAAUCGAGCUCAUUCAUCUGAACUGCUUGAAAGGAAAGAUCUGAUGGAUUAUUAAAAUAAAAAUAGAAAAAAGAGCUGUCAUAGACAUUCAUGAGCUGAAGGCGAAACCACAUCUUUAGCAGAGGACCAGCAGCAGCCGCGGCGGUGUUGGAGUGACCAUGAGGUCAGAGGCCUUAGUACUCUACUUCACGCUACUGCAAAUAGCCGGGGCGGGUUUCCCUGAGGACAGUGAGCCUAUUAGCAUCUCACAUGGCAACUAUACUAAACAGUAUCCAGCAUUUGUGGGCCACAAACCGGGUAGAAACAACACACAGCGGCACAAACUGGACAUCCAGCUUAUCUUGAUUAUGAACAGGACAUUAUACAUCGCUGCCAGGGAUCACAUAUACACGGUGGACACAGAGACUGCCAACGGUGAUGAGAUCUUUUUCAGCAAGAAAAUGACCUGGAAGUCCAGACAAGCAGAUGUAGACACUUGCAGAAUGAAAGGAAAGCAUAAGGAUGAGUGUCACAACUUCAUCAAAGUCCUCCUGCAGCAAAAUGAAGACACCCUAUUUGUUUGUGGCACAAAUGCCUUCAACCCCUCCUGUCGAACCUACAAGAUGGACUCCUUGGAGGCUCUGGGAGAAGAAAUCAGUGGGAUGGCACGCUGUCCUUAUGAUGCCAAGCAUGCCAACGUUGCCCUCUUUGCAGAUGGCAAGCUGUACUCAGCAACUGUAACAGACUUCCUAGCGAUCGAUGCGGUCAUCUAUCGUAGUCUUGGCGACAGCCCGACUCUUCGCACUGUCAAACACGACUCCAAAUGGCUUAAAGAGCCAUACUUUGUCCAGGCAGUCAAUUAUGGGGACUUCAUCUAUUUCUUCUUUCGGGAAAUUGCAAUGGAGUACAACACAAUGGGAAAGGUUGUGUUUCCCCGAGUGGCGAGGGUUUGCAAAAAUGACCGCGGAGGCUCGCCCCGCGUCCUGGAAAAGCAGUGGACGUCGUUUCUAAAGUCCCGCCUGAACUGCUCUAUCCCGGGGGACUCCCACUUCUACUUCAACAUCCUGCAGGCCGUGACAGACGUUAUCCACAUCAACGGGAGGGAUGUGGUGAUGGCUACUUUCUCCACGCCUUACAACAGCAUUCCAGGUUCGGCAGUGUGUGCGUAUGACAUGGCUGAGGUGGCCCACGCGUUUACUGGGCGUUUCAAAGAGCAGAAAUCCCCAGACUCCACCUGGACGCCUUUUCCUGAAGAGAGGGUUCCCAGGCCAAGACCUGGCAGCUGUGCUGGCACUCCAUCCAUGGAGAGGUACAAGGUAUCCAAUGAGUUCCCUGAUGACACACUCAACUUCAUCAAGAUGCAUCCCUUGAUGGACGAGGCUGUGCCCUCUAUUGCUCACAGGCCCUGGUUUCUCAAGACCAUGGUUCGGUAUCGUUUGACCCGGAUUGUGGUGGACAACGAGGCGGGCCCCAACAGGAACCACACGGUAGUGUUUCUGGGAUCUGAAAAGGGCAUUAUCCUGAAAUUCCUGGCCAAAAUGAACAAAGGCUUCCUCAACGACAGCCUUUUCCUUGAGGAGCUCAACGUCUACAACCCUGACAAGUGCAGUAUAGAUGGUGUGGAAGACAAGCGUAUCAUCGGCAUGCAGAUAGACAGCAAGAGCAGCGCUCUGUGGGUGGCUUUCACCUCCUGUGUGGUCAAAGUGCCGCUGUCUCGCUGUGAAAGGCAUGGACGAUGCAAGAAGUCCUGUAUAGCCUCCAGGGACCCGUACUGUGGUUGGGUGUCAGAAGAUGCCUGCCGACAGGUGACUGCUAAAACCAAAUCAGCCUUCGAGCAGGACGUGGAGCAUGGUAACACAGAUGGCCUGGGAGACUGCCAAAAUACAUUUGUGGCACUGAAUGGCCACCACCAUCAUCAUCACCACACCCUUUCACUUCCCACCUCGGCCCUGCCUGAGGCAGCAGAUGGUCCCCUGGGGCGGAAGGAGCCCCCCAUGAGUUCAGACAAAGGGGAGGAGUCCUACGUGGCAGUACCCUCUCAGACUCAACCUGAAGCCAAUGGUGUGAUCCGUGAGAGCUACCAGAAGGGUCGGGACCAGCUGGUUCCUGUGACCCUGCUGGCCAUCGCUGUCAUCUUGGCAUUUGCAAUGGGGGCGAUCUUCUCAGGUCUCAUAGUUUACUGUGUCUGUGACCACCGGCGGCGAGAUGUAGAUCUGACAGGCCGGAAGGAGAAGGACAGUCUUCACCUACACUCCCGCCGUGGGUCGAUGAACAGCGUGACUAAGCUGACUGGUCUCUUUGAGACGCAAGCCAAAGAUGGCCGCCCAGAGGCGAUCCUCACCCCUUUGAUGCACAAUGGGCGACUGACGCCGAAUGCCAAGAUGCUGAUAAAAGCCGACCAGCACCACCUGGACCUCACUGCUCUGCCAACGCCUGAGUCCACACCCAUGCAGCCGCGCCGUAAACCCAGCCGUGGAAGCCGUGAGUGGGAAAGAAAUCAGAACCUCAUUAACGCAUGUACCAAGGACAUGCCGCCUAUAGGCUCUCCUGUCAUCUCCACUGACCUGCCCCUGAGGGCUUCACCUGGACACAUCCCCAGUGUGGUUGUAUUGCCUCUCCCGCAGCAUCAGCACCAGCUUCAGCCUCAUCUGCAGCAGUCUUACCAGCAUGAGUAUGUAGAGCAGCCCCAUCACAGCGACUUAAGCAUGGCUCACUGCGUCAUGGACGACCAAGGUGCCACUUUGGAAUACAAGCCUGGUAAGAGCCACAUGGUGGAUCCCGAUGGGAUGCUGCCACCUCGUGUCCCCCAGCGAGAGGCAUCCCUCACCGUCCCCCCCGCUGUUCCGCAGAUGGGCAAACGUCUGGAGGUCCAUUCCUCUGUGUACGGCCUCCGAAAAGGAUCUGCGUCUUCUGCCUCAGGGUCUUCCGCCCUAAGGAAGCACAACACCAACUCAUCCAACUCCUCCCAUUUGUCGAGACAUCACAGCUUCCGUGUGGAGAGCCCACCUCCUGCACCUCAGAGGGUGGACUCCAUACAAAUGACAACACAGGGGAUAUCGCUGUCUCGACAGCCUGGAAUGAUCAACUACGGCUCGCUGCCCAGAACGGGAAGCAAACACCUCAAACCCGAUGUCCCGCCAAAACCUUCGGUAGUCUCUCUCUCAACAAAAGCAAAGUCCUGUGACUCUGGCACAUAGUCAGCUCGUAACCCUCUUAAACCAGACUGAACAGACAUAAGCAAAAGGUGUUUUCAGACAGAAAGAAGAAACAGGGAAUAUUGUUCAACUUGCAUCUCCGUUUAGUGCAUUUGUUUUUGUUUGUUUUUUUUUUCUGUGGGAAAAAUUACAGUUUUUUUAAUAAAACAAUUUGUUUUUAUAUAAAUAUGUAAAUAUCCAAUGGAUGUUGUCUGUUGCUGAGCUAAGAUCAGCUCCCAAUUUGUCUGUAAACACUAAUAGGAAGAUGUUCAACUGAAAGAGGAAGUGAAGCCUGUCCUGAUUUUUCACGUAUCGGCACCCUGUAGCAUUCAAGAUGGUGGCUUUCCAGUUUGUAGUGUCUUCAGCCACCAGGACUUGACUUUUAAUACAUUAUCGUGCCGAUUGAUGCUUACUGAUGCCGACUGAUGCGUGCGGGGGUCAGAGGAUGAAGAAAAAUCAAUGUACAGAAGCACUUGGAGAGACUGGGUUCAGACUGAGUCCUGUUGGAUACUGUGAAAAGAGUCUCAGUGUUACAGCAAUCAAGAUCUGUCUGGGUUCGGCUCAAACCCCGGCAGGAGGAAUCUUCUACUGUACUGAACAAUAAGUGACUGAUAAUACUAAUAGCCUGUUGUAUUUAUUUUUAUCAAGUGCUUUAAAAGAAUGAACUGACUUUUUAGACUCGGACAGAAAGAGAGUGAAGACAAAGAGGAGGUCUUCUAAUAUUAACUAAUCAAGUGAGGAAAGCAAAAUAUUUAAAGUCAUUAAACUGGAGCCAGUAGAACUUUUCCUGUCGACUUCUAAAAGGUCUUACUGUGUGCUCAGUGAGACCGGCAGCCUGACAUACGAUGAAGAGGAGGAGCUAUUUAUUUAAACUGUGCCAGACCAGACUUUAACCUUUACAGAGUUUCCAUUUUUUUGACCAAUCAAGAACGAUAAAAAAAAUCAUUAAAAAAAUUGCAAAAUUUCCCCUUUCACUCCUCCAAUGACAAACCCUACCCCUCCAACCCCACCCACCCUUUCCCCCGUUCCUCAAACCAAACCUCCAAUCAGCACUGUGGUUUUUUUCGUCUGACUCCUAAACAUCCGUCCUGAUUAGCUCACUGUUGCAUGUCACACAGAAAAAGGAAGAGGCGCUACAGAAACAGUGCGGUAAUAAACAUUCAAAUAUAAGCUAAACGUUGCAACAGAGUGACGCCGGUCCAUCAUGGUGUCACAUGGACGAGUAGGCGGGAAAAAAAAAAAAAGAAAAAAUGGAAACAAAAAAAACUUUUUAUCAUCUGCUUAUUUUUCCACAUGUAAAUUUGUGCCUUACACCCUAAAGUAGUGACAAUGUUUUUUUGUUUAAUAGCUGUUAACUUUGUGUCCCCAUUGUAUUUUUCUUAUUUUUAUUUUCUUACGUCAUGAUAUUUCCCUUGUUUGAUAAAAAUGCAGUUAAAGAAUGUAGGUGUUAUUGUUGUAAUUCUGGUCCCUUAGAAAUUAACAGUUAACAAUUCAGAUGGAGAGGAGAGGAGGGAGCUAUCACUUUCUUCUUUUUUACUCUUUCUGCACAGACUCUCACAUCAUCAUGGUUCAUUUCUGACUGUGCCAUUAAAGCUUCAAGCUGCCCUUCA
Cyprinodon variegatus (sheepshead minnow) is the source of this 5050-nucleotide messenger RNA. RefSeq names its product sema domain, transmembrane domain (TM), and cytoplasmic domain, (semaphorin) 6A (gene sema6a). Bases 426 to 3443 code for a protein of 1005 amino acids. Gene Ontology annotation, biological process: negative regulation of axon extension involved in axon guidance; negative chemotaxis; semaphorin-plexin signaling pathway. NCBI's taxonomy places the organism in Eukaryota, Metazoa, Chordata, Actinopteri, Cyprinodontiformes, Cyprinodontidae. The record is from RefSeq and is a predicted model, not a curated record. The transcript is spliced from 19 exons. Gene Ontology annotation, molecular function: semaphorin receptor binding; chemorepellent activity.